AUGUUUGUCGACCCAGCACGAGCCGCCCUCGCGCUUCAAUCCGUCCAGACGGUGCGCGUCCCUCGCCUGACGGCCCACGCCGACUGGCACGAGUGGGUCCUCGCCGUCGAGGAGGCAGCGACGCUCGGCGGGUGGGCCGACGUCCUGUACGGCCGGCGACCGCGGCCCGAGGCGACGCCGUGGACCUCGCCGAGCGCGACCCUCGUCGAGGAGCAGGCGAGGUGGGACGAGGAGAACCAGAGGGCAUACCUGCUCCUGAGGUCGCUGUGCGACUACACGGUCAAGAUGACGAUGGGCGACGAGACGUGCGCGGCGAGGGUCUAUGUCGGGCUGCGCAAGCGGUACGGGAACUCGUCGGCGCAUCAUCGGUGACGGAGCGGCGACGCAGGACGACGUCCAGAGCGGUAAUCUAUCGUGCUACCGACGAC
Rhodotorula graminis WP1 is the source of this 428-nucleotide messenger RNA. RefSeq lists its product as uncharacterized. The annotation marks the transcript as partial. The transcript has a single exon. The record is from RefSeq and is a predicted model, not a curated record. Lineage: Eukaryota; Fungi; Basidiomycota; Microbotryomycetes; Sporidiobolales; Sporidiobolaceae.